GCUGUUUCGGAGUUCCAAAGCAUGCUUCCUAAACCUCCUCUCGACAGUCCAUACACUUCCUGCUACUGCGAGGAGAACAUAUAUUUCCUUGUACAUCGGUUUCUGGAACAAGCACAGGUGAAGGCUACAUGGGACAUUUUUGCUGUCUUCAUAUCGAACGCGACCAAAACGGUUGCCCUAUGGGGUCAACAAAAGGCACCCGCUGCAAGCAUCGCAGUUAUUUGGGACUAUCAUGUCAUCUUGGUUCUACGCAGCCGGUCGGGGUCUCAGUAUCGGUUGCUCAAUACUUCGCCGAGCCUCAUUGGAGAAGAAACUUGGAUCUACGAUUUCGAUUCUAACUUAGAAAUCCCCAGUCGUUGGGAAGAGUAUGUUGAGCAGACCUUCCCACCAGAAUCAGACAUCCCACCGCAGUAUCGGAGUCUUUUCAGGGUCGUAUCUGGAGAAGAGUACUGGGGUUCUUUUGCAUCGGAUAGAUCUCAUAUGUUAUCCCCCACCGCCGACUCAUCAUCACCCGAGUAUAUUUCUCCACCGCCUCCUUACCCUAUCAUUUGUGGACCCCUAGCCGCCGCGCACGGUUUCACCAAUAACCUCAUGACACAUUUUGUUUCAAUGGAAUCAACAUCUCAAGGAUAUGGGACAGUGAUGAACCGAGAGGCGCUCGUUAGUUGGUGUUCACAGUAGUGUACAUAGUGUAUUGCCGUGACGUGUGACGUGCGGCGUGACUUGGUUCCCCAAUACCGACGUUCUCGUGCCACACGAACAAGUACCCUUUGCUCA
This is a messenger RNA of Suillus paluster, 777 nucleotides long. Its product is annotated as N-terminal glutamine amidase-domain-containing protein. NCBI's taxonomy places the organism in Eukaryota, Fungi, Basidiomycota, Agaricomycetes, Boletales, Suillaceae. Gene Ontology annotation, molecular function: protein-N-terminal glutamine amidohydrolase activity; protein-N-terminal asparagine amidohydrolase activity. The transcript has 5 exons. The record is from RefSeq and is a predicted model, not a curated record. Bases 22 to 681 code for a protein of 219 amino acids. Gene Ontology annotation, cellular component: cytosol; nucleus.